AUGAGCGGAAUUCCACGAAACCCCGAGCCCUCUGAGGGUCUCGACAGGCAAGGGUCUGUCAAAAGGGCCAGGCAGUUGCUGGCGGCCGGCAUGCGUCCAGAACGAGUUUUGCCACAGCAUCAAUUGAGACAUCCACCACUCCCUAGGAAUGUAUCACACCAAACCCAAUGGCCUUUGCCUGAGUCCGGGCUACCACAGCAUCCCAUCAAUCACCAUCCCAGGUUCCUGGUGCCGCGCGGUCCUCCGCCGCAAAGACCACUUCAUCCAAGCGAAGUCCCUCACUCGCCCUCUAUCUACUCGGAAAGAGAUGGCCAAGACUCAGAAACAAGCUCCCAAUUCGCACGGCCUCCCCGAUCUUUAGCAUCCUUGCAGCCGCCUCCGCCAUUGCAGCUGCGCCGUCCUGCCAUGGCGGAUGCCCCUGUCAGUCCUACGAGCACCGUUGAUAUGACCCCUCGGAUAUCGAUUGCAACAGAUGACCUCUUCAGACAAUCAACGGCUUCUACCAUGGCCUCUGUUCCGGACGUGCCUCCGUUCCCUCCGCCAGUGCCGGACUCGGCACCCUCCUCCCAGUAUGACCCAAGGCAACGAACGGCAGGUCUUGUCGCGCCGUCCAAGGCCGAACACGCUUCCCGGGCUCGACGUUCCUCUAUCUCUCCAAUCCCAGAAAAGCUCGAUUCUCGCUUGACCAAAGGAUCUUUUGCAUCAAGCCGAGCAGUCCCUUCUAGCUGGGGCUCCGGGCCAGCUGAAUCCGAAAUUUUGGGAGCAUAUCUCGAGAUGGGAUCUGAACACGAACAACCCGAACCAAGCCCGCAGGAGGAACCAGCUCUUGUCCGCAGCGCUAGUCUUGGUAAACGAGGGAAGCCGACAAUGCGCACCAUUUCGAAGUCGAACCCAGUAUCAGAAGGCCCUUUGCCAGACACAGCCGGUCCUAGCAGCCGAGAGUCUCCCAAGAAAACAGCAGUUGUUCCUAUCGCGAUGGGCCCUCCUGCAAACCAGAUGCUUCACCCACCCAGCCAACUGCGUAAAGGAUCUACUUCUACGGCCUCCACUGACUCCCUGCAAGGCCUGGACCCCGAAAAGCCACCCUUUGCCCAGGAAGACCGAGAAGACCGACCCUACAGUACAGGCCUUGAAAAGGAAAUCGAGAUAUUUGGUGCUCUGCCAAAAUCUGCCCCAACGAUGAGCGACAAGAGGCCUCUGGGUCGUAAGCCUGCUGCUCUGAACAUGCAUGCGGUGCGGGACGCAGAAGCUCGAGGAAGUCUCUCCAGCUUGAGUGAUUUAAUUCGGCGUGCCACCAAGCUCGCAUCGAACCUUGAUCACGGAAGAACCGCCAGUCGAGCCGAUCUAUUUGGCGGCGGAGAGGCUGAAUUUAAAGCCUCAAAGGGCCACCGUCCUCGUAACUCGGGAUCCAUCUCGGACAUGCUUGCCUCAUUCCCUCCACCAGGCCUGGCAACCCCAGAAAGCCGUGGCUCAUGGCCGGUUUUCUUUGGUCGGUCUAACCUGCGUAAUGUCGAGCCGCUCAAUUCCAGCGACGAUGAUCCAAAUGCGCCCCGUCGCAAGAAAAUGUGCUGCGGAAUGCCCCGCAAGCUUUUCAUAGUGAUAUGCAUUGUGAUCUUCAUCAUUGUUAUUCUUGCUGUCCUUCUGCCCGUUUUCCUCGUGGCCGUUCCGCGCGAGAAGGCAGGCAAUGAAAUCACCUGUGCGAAGAGUAACCCCUGCUCGAAUGGAGGUGUGAGCGUCUCAAGUGGAAGUCAAUGUUCAUGUGUCUGUUCCAACGGCUAUACCGGCUCGCGAUGCACCAUUGCCAAUGACGGUAGCUGCACUACCUAUCUGAUCGAGGAUAGUUCUGGCACCAAGAAUGCAUCCAUGGGCACUUCACUCCCGACUCUAUUCGCGGUCUCCAAGAAGACAUACGACCUCACCCUCGACCCAGUGACUAUCAUGGGACUCUUCAGUAUGAACGACGUCUCCUGCAAGACGGAGAAUGCGCUCGUGGCCUUCAGCGAUGUCAAAACCAACAGUACCAGCAAUACUCGUCGGUCUCUCGAGGCAGACACGCCGCCGUAUGCCAAUACCCCAGAAGUUCCCGCUCCCACCAUCACUACUGGGCCCACCCCCGCCCUGGCGGCUCGUGCAGAGGCCACCAUGAACGGAAUCCUGUACGAUGACUCGGGUGCCCAAACUUUUACAGGCACGGGCACCGCCACUACAACCAAUGAGGCCGUCACAGCCACCCGAAUCGGAGCCAAGCCUACGUCUACUGGCCGUGCCUCGACCACGACGGGGAGCAUCCCUGACGACGUGGUGGAAUUCUCUCGGAUUGCGGUGUUGUACAUUUUGCAGAAGACUGGGUCCAUGGACACGGCAAAGUCGUCGGAGGAGGACAUCGAGUCCUACCUGACUGGAUCGUAUGCGAGCGCGGACUGGCCCACCCAGAAAGUGGGGGCCUUCACGGUGGACUAUGUGAAUCUGACCAUCACGCUUCCUAACAGCACGGUCAAGGCAGGAUGA
Messenger RNA from Penicillium olsonii, 2508 nucleotides. The record is from the annotation of a GenBank genome assembly. NCBI's taxonomy places the organism in Eukaryota, Fungi, Ascomycota, Eurotiomycetes, Eurotiales, Aspergillaceae.